AUGCAGCUCUGGCAAAGUGUUUCACAGCGGAACAGACGAGAUUUGAGCCCAGUUGGCUCGGACGGAUGGUACGUCUUCGGACAAAUGCACAGUCACAUCUGCCCAACGACAAUCCCUUCCAGACCAAAUGUCUCAUCUGCGACGUCCAGCCCGUCGGUGGCACGAAAGGAUUCCUUCAAAACACACUUUUCCGGCCAAAUGGGUAGACGGUCUGUGAAGGUAUGGACCGAGCAUGAGAUGCACCAACCCAAAAAGAGACACAGAUUUGAGUUGACCCGAAUUGGUGGAGAAAUCGGGAAAGGUCUUAUCAACCGAGCCAGCUUGAAGAAGAGAAGAGCGCCUCACAGAAGCCAUUCAAAAAACGCUGAUCAGCCGAAGAAGCCGAUGAGGGCUGAGAGAAAAAGGGAAGACUGCAAGAUCGUGCCGAGUCGUUGCAUGCUCUUCUUCUCGCAUGCGGCAGAGACACAAGAUUCCUUUUCACUUGGUUUAGUUGGUUGCCAGGUUUUCUUGACUCGUUAG
Protopolystoma xenopodis is the source of this 519-nucleotide messenger RNA. Lineage: Eukaryota; Metazoa; Platyhelminthes; Monogenea; Polystomatidea; Polystomatidae. The record is from the annotation of a GenBank genome assembly.